This is a messenger RNA of Cuscuta europaea, 11969 nucleotides long. Lineage: Eukaryota; Viridiplantae; Streptophyta; Magnoliopsida; Solanales; Convolvulaceae. The record is from the annotation of a GenBank genome assembly.
GGCCCACGCAAAAACACAUAGGUAAACACCGGCAAACAAGGGGGCGAACCCUCUGUGAAGAAGCGGGAGAUUGGUAGGCUCAGCGACGACGAGGACUUCGAAGAGCCCCCGCCAAAGAAGAAUCACAUUCACCUCAUCGUGGGUGGGAACACUGGGGGGGACUCCGCCACUCAGAGAAAGAAAUGGGCCCAAUCCCUCUACAUUGGGGAGGUGUCCCACGUUCCCCCCCAGCCGAAGAAGCAGCGAACGGAGGCGAUCACCUUCACCGACAAGGAUUUGCCUCCGGGGACGGAAUCACACAGGGACACCCUCGUCAUCCGAUGUGAGAUCGGUGACUCCAUCAUCCACCGCACUUACAUCGAUACGGGGAGCUCCGUCAACGUGAUGUACCUGGAUACCUUCUGGCAGCUGAAGCUGGACAGAGCUCUGUUGAAGCCGAUCAAGACACCGUUAUCCGGCUUCACCGGGGACUCUAUCGACGUCGAGGGCACGAUAGUCCUCCCCAUGGAGGUCGGUGACGGCCCCCACCGCGCCAGGAUUGACAUGGAGUUCAUGGUGGUCAACCUCCAGUGCGCCCACAACCUGAUCUUGGGACGGCCAGCGCUGGAGGACUUGGAGGCCAUCAUCUCCAUGAAGCACUUGUGCCUAAAGUUCCCCACCAAUGACGGCAUCGGCUACGCCAGAGGAAACCAGAGGAUAGCCAGAGAAUGCUACCUCAAGCUAACAAGGCCGGCCGAAAGGGAAGGACAGAGGAUAGACACCAUCACGGCAGCCGUUGCCAAGGACGAGGAGAGGCCGCAUGCCGAACCGGCCGAGGAGGUCGAGGAAGUCCCUCUGAAUACCUCCCGGCCGGAGCGGGUCCUCAGAAUCGGGAAGCAGCUCCCUCAGGACCAACGAGACGCCAUCCUCCUCGUCCUGCGGUCAUACGCCGUUGUCUUCGCGUUGGGCCCGGACGACAUGCCAGGCAUCAGCCGCCAGGUGAUUACUCACCGGCUGACCGUCGAUCCGGCCUCCACGCCCGUCAAGCAGAGGCGGCGCUACUUGUCCGCCGAAAGGCGGGACUUCGUCAAAGGGGAGGUCGCCAUGCUCCUCUCAAUCAAACACAUUAAAGAGGUGAAGUACCCGACGUGGUUGGCCAACGUCGUCCUCGCCCAGAAACCGCCGACAUUCAGAAUGUGUGUUGAUUACACUGACCUGAACAAGGCGUGCCCCAUGGACCCGUUCCCUCUCCCCAACAUUGAUCAGCUGGUGGACGAGACGACGGGGUGCGAGUUGAUGUCGUUCCUUGAUGCUUUCAGAGGGUACCACCAAAUCUCCAUGCAUGAAGAUGACGCUGAGAAGACGGUAUUCAUGACCCCAGAGGGAAUAUUUUGCUACCUCGUCAUGUCCUUCGGACUCAAAAACUCCGGCGCCACCUACACUAGGAUGGUGGCCAAGAUCUUCAGGGCGGUCCUUGGCCGGACGAAGGAGGCAUACGUUGACGACAUGAUCGUCAAGAGCAGGCAGGCCUCCUCCCACGCCGACGACCUCCGGGAAAUCUUUGAAAUCAUGAAGGAGUUCAGGCUCCACCUCAACCCCAAGAAGUGCGCCUUCGGCGUCCAGGGCGGUAAGUUCCUCGGCUACAUGGUCAGCCGGAGAGGCAUCGAGAUAAACCCGGAGAAGACACAUGCUAUCAUCAACAUGGAGCCGCCCCGCAACGUCAAGGAAGUACAACGACUGACGGGGCGCCUGGCGGCCCUGAACCGUUUCCUCUCCAGGUCAGCCGAGAGGGCAAUCCCUUUCUUCCAGAUCAUGCGUAAAGCCAACAGCUUCAAGUGGACGACGGAGUGCCAGGUAGCGUUCGAGGAGCUGAAGAGGUACCUAUCGUCCCCACCCGUGCUCUCCAAGCCCAAAGCCGGCGAAACCCUCUUCUUGUACUUAGGGGUGAGCACGUCGGCCAUCAGCUCUGUGCUCAUCCGUGAGGACGAAGGGGUGCAGAAGGCCAUCUUCUACAUCAGCAAGACGCUCAGGGAGGCCGAGCUCCGGUACUCCCCCAUUGAGAAGACGGUGUUGGCCAUCGUCCACACGGUGAAGAAGCUGGGGCACUACUUCCAAGCCCACGCCGUCCAUGUGCUAACCCAGCAGCCUCUCGGCGCACUCAUGAGGAGCCCCACCAGCUCCUCAAGGAUGGUGAAAUGGGCGAUCUUCCUUAGCCAAUUUCAAAUUGAGAUCAAGCCAAGGCCAUCUAUCAAAGGGCAAGCCUUGGCCGACUUCGUCACUGAAUGCACAGCAAGGGAGACAGCCGUUGCUAACCCUGGGCCGGAGCCGGACGAUACAUGGAUCCUAUUCACUGACGGCUCGUCGGCCGCGAAAUCAUGCGGUGGCGGCGUCGUCCUCAUAUCCCCUGAAGGAUUCAGAGCUUACUAUGACAUCCGCUUCAACUUCAGGGUAUCCAACAACGAAGCCGAGUAUGAGGCCCUCCUCAGCGGUCUCAGACUCGCUGCCGGCCUCAAGGCCAAGCAUCUCAAAAUCAAGUGCGACUCCAAACUGGUAGUGGGCCAGGUGGAGGGAUCGUACGAAGCAAAGGAGGGACGGAUGCGACAGUACAAACAGGCAGCAGAGGAGUUACUGAAAGCGUUUGAAACCCACGAGAUCACUCAGAUCCCAAGGGCCGAGAACGCCGAAGCCGACACCCUCUCCAAGCUCAGCUCAGACACUCCAAAGCACAUCUUCAGGAUAGCCAACAUCGAAGAGCUGAGCAUGUCUAGCAUUCAUGCCAGCCCUGUCUUAUACAUCCAACAGUGACCAGAGGACUGGAUCUCCGAAAUCGUCACCUUCAUCACGACGGGGGAACUGCCCCCGGACGAGGAGAGGGCCAAACUUGCCAAACUCAGGGCCCCAAGCUACACCAUUGAAGAUGGCAAACUCUACAAAUGAUCCUAUAAUGGCACUCUCCUCCGAUGCCUGCACCAGGAUGAGGCCGAUGUGGCCAUGGAAGAAGUUCAUUGUGGCGUUUGCUCCUCGCACCAGGGCCCUUUCAGCAUGUCCCGACGUCUCGUCGUCCAGGGCUUCUUCUGGCCGACGAUGGCGCGAGACUGUGCGGACCUAGCCAGGAAGUGUACCACGUGCCAGGUGCUCCAGAAGGGCCCUGGUCGGCCAGCCGUCAACUACGCCCCCGUCAGCACCGCAAUUCCAUUCUCUAGAUGGGGGAUUGACCUGGUCGGCCCCCUGCCCAGAGCCGCCGGGAACAACCGCUACAUCAUCGUCGCCGUCGACUACUUCACCAAGUGUGUCGAGGCGGAACCCCUGGCCAGCAUCACGGGGGCCAGAUGCCAAACAUUUGUUUACAAGAACAUCAUCACACGCUUCGGUGUCCCCCAGGAGAUUAUAUCAGACAACGGCACCCAAUUCGAGGCAGCCCCUUUUCAGGAGCUCCUCCGGGAGUUUGGGGUGAAGCAUCGUUUCUCCUCCGUUGCCUACCCUCAGGGCAACGGGCAGGUCGAGAACGCCAACAGGACAAUCAUGGAGGGGCUGAAGAAGAAACUCCAGGCCGCAGGGGGUAGUUGGGUCGACGAGCUCCCCAACAUCCUGUGGUGCUACAGAACCACGCCGAGGAGGGCGACAGGUGAAACGCCUUUCGCCCUGUGCUACGGCUUUGAGGCAAAGGCACCCACGGAAGUUGCCAUCCCCAGCCGGUGGGUGGAAAAAUACGAGCCUGACGCCAACGAAGAAAACAUGAAGAUUGACCUGCACCUGGUCGACGAGAGGCGUGAGCAAGCUUACGUCCGAGCAGAGAACUACCGGCGUCAAGUAAAAUCAUACUAUGACGCCAAGGUACGUUCCCGGAAAUUUCAAGUGGGGGACUACGUCCUCCGUCGAAGGGAAGCAAGCCAUCCGACAGAGGGUGGCAAGCUAGCAUUGAAGUACGAAGGGCCUUACAUCGUCAGUGCCAUGGUCAAACCCGGCACCUACAAGCUUAAACGCCCGAAUGGGUCCAAUGUACCACGAAUGUGGAAUGUACACCAUCUGGUGAAGUUUUAUCAGUAAUCCGAAGGAGGUGCAGACGGUGAAGCCCUCACCCCUUAACGGGUUACUGAUUGAACGCCACCCUCGGCCUCGAGCCACUUAUGAAUAAAAUCAUGUUCCUCUUGAUUUUUUCUCUGGAAUUUAAAGAAAAAUAUUAGCAGGUGCCCUCAUCGGCCACCUCAGAGCGAAAGACUCAGGUAUGGCCGAUAUGGCACCUUGCAUUUGCAACCUACGAAGCGACAAGCUCAGGUACUCCAUUGUAUUUUGUAUCAGCGAAGGGCUCAGGCCUAGCUGAGAGAGCACAUCGUCCUGGCCCCGUAAGCCUAGAGUGAAACGCUCAGGUAUGACCGACGAUGUCCCCUGGACGAGGGGUUCGCAAACGGCCCACGUCUUGAAACGGGAAGCUCACCGCGUCGUCCACGCGCCAGAUCGCAGGACGACACGCCUGAAAUCAUGGCCGAGGUGACAAAAUCCCAAAACUCAGGGAUGGGCAACGACAGCCGUUGGAAACCGACCAAAAGUCUAGCCCGCGUCAUAAAUAGGCGACGGGACCCGCCCUGAGAUCACGGACGUUAUAAACGAAGUCCGAACCGACCGAAGGACGAGCACACCCUUCGGCCGAAGCCUGAAAGAAGGAUACUCCCCUGAAAUAGGGAACAAAAAAAGGAGGGAAGCCGAGGACCGCGCGCACUUGCCGGCCUCGAGCAAUGAAAAAUAAAAUCCCCACAACUCCGGCCAAACUUGGCUAAGUACAUAUCAGUUGAACACAAGCGUAGUACCACUAACAGGUGACAUGGACGAUAUGGCCACACGUCCAUCACAGACAAGGGAAUCAUCAUGGACGAAGCAUACGCCUAUAAAAAAUUACAAUCCUGAAAGAUGAUCAGGACGAAGCGGACAGUAUCAAUCCUGAGGAUGACCAGGACGAAGCGGGCAGUAUCACAGCAUUCAAGAAACAAUCCCUACCGGCCACAGCAUUCCGGAUGGCCGUUACAGGCACUGAGUCCCAGGCUGUUGGCCAAGCGCAAGAUUUUUAGGGAUUUGUCCAAGUGUUUGCCAAACACUUAGAGAAAAUUCUAGGGAAAAAGGUUCCUCAAGAGAAUCCUGACACUCAGAGAAACUCUGAGGAAAACAAAAGGCACCCUCAUCGGCCACAAAGCCAGACCUUGGCCGAUGAAGGUAGGGCCGUCUCUUGGCCGACAACGAUACCACACGGAAGGAACUAUGUCUUGCAUUUAUACUUAGGAAAAUCUCUAAGUAUUUAAAUGGAGAAACUCUAGACGAAGCGGGCACCUGUAUACUCGCAGGCCGUUAGCUACCUGUGUCUUGCAUGUGUACUUAGAAAAAUUUCUAUGUUCAAAAUACUAAGUUCAACUUACCGGAGGCAAGGAAGGAAGACAUACAAGGCCGAAGGGGACAACAACCCGUGUACCCUUACCGGCCACAACACAAGGAUCCAGGCCGACCUUCCUGAUCAGAUCAGGAACAAGGGAACACGACGGCCACGAAAAACACUGGGCCGACAACAACAACAUUGGUUCAACACUUAGGGAAUUUCCCAAAGCAUUUGUCAACACUGAGGAGAGAUUCAAUACCAGGACGAUGAGAACACCCAUCUACUUGAAGUUAGACACUUAGAAAUAUUCUAACAAAAAAGAAGAAUGGGACAAUGCCAAGACGCAGCGGACACCUCAGCUUGCCCGCCUCAGUCAGGACGGAAAGAAAAACACCUAAGUGGAUAUAAAACACUUAGAAAAUUUUUGAAUGAAUCCCAAGUGUUACGACAGCGAAGAAACACCGGACAGGCCGACCAGGCCACCAGACUGAAUAGACUACCUCACGGACGUAGCAAACACUCGCGGGUGACCUAAGUUGUAACUUUUACACUUAGACAAAUUUCAAAAUUGAAAUAGCAAAAGGGAAUAAACAUACAAGACAUUCAAAGCCGAGCAGGACAGCAAAACGUUCAUUCAUAAACAAUUAAGUACAUGGGUGGGCGCUUCGGCCAUUACAUCAGAUGGGCAGAAAUAUAAGAUAAUUAUUUACAAGGUAGGGAACGGGGAGUAGCCAAUCAAGUCUCUUGGGCGCCUCCAUCAUGCCCAGCCUGGGUUUGCUCUCCGGCAUCUUCGGCUCCCUCCUCGACCUCAGUCUCCUGGCCGGCGGCAGCUGCAACACUGGUGGCAUCAUCCAGGAAGUCAAACUCGUCAUAAUCCGGCUCGCCGAGGCCGGAACUCUCGAUUGGGGCCUCCCUCUCCGAAAGAGGAAGCUUGGCCUGCUCCUCGGGAUCCUUCAUCAGCUUGGGAAGCUUCAGGUUCCGCCUCGCCCACCCGGAGGUAUAGUUCAUGGCUUUGAGGGCACGCGCCAGCCGCCGACACAGGAGCCUCUGCAUCCGCUCUUGGCCCAUGUUGUAAUACACGGCCAUCUCCCUGCCAAAGUACUCUUGGCCGGCGGGGGAGUUCAUUCCCCAAUCUUCAAGCUUGGCGGCCACCACUUCGUGGCACCAGGGGAGCCGCUCGUCGGCCUUCCAUCCCUCGGCCAAGAACUUUUGAACGGCCUCAUCGGCGGCCUUCACAGCGGUAGCCUCGGCCUCAAUCUUGGCCUUCACGGCUUCAUCAUUUUUGCGCCGUUCAGCCUCAAGCGCCCUCUGGCUCUCCUCAAGUUUGGCCAGGGCAUCGUCCCUGGCUGCAGCUGCCUCAUCGGCUCUCUUUUGCAGAGCCUUGGCAUCCUCCCGGAGCCGCUCCAAGCAGGCCACCGCCUCAUCGGCCGAGGCAGCCUUUUGCUCGAGCUCCUUCAGACGAGCAAUCUCCCGUUGCUGCCUCUCGUGGCUCUACAUGAGCAUGAAGGCACCCUGCACAACAAAGGCAAACAAAAACUCAGGCAAUGACUUCACCCGGACGACGAGAAAAACGACAAAUAAAAGGAAAGGGAACUUACUUGGACGAUGAGGUCCAUCCCGCCUUCGUACACCUUGACGUCCCCGAGCCUCUUGAGGUAGGCCCGAUCUUUGGCCGGCAUGGCCUGGGCCAGCACAUCAUGGCCGAGGACGCCAUCGUCAAAGACACCCCUGCCGACGGGGUACUCCACCAUUUUCUGGUAGGUGGCAGCGGCAAUCUCCUUGCCGGCCCUCUUCGUCCGUGGCUCCUGGACGAGAGGGAGCGAUUGGGCAGCAUCGCUUGGAGCAGCGGUAAGAUCCACAACGGGACCACUAUCGUCCACAUUUGGGACGGUCAGAGUGCUGACCUCAUCGGCAUGGGAAGGAGACGGUGCCCUCUUCGUCUUCUUAGUGACAUUCAGGCCAGCCUCGGUCAAUUUCUUCUGGCCGUCAGUGGGAGGCCUCUUCUUCUUGGAAUGGGCAGGCUUCGGGGCCGCACCAGCAGUAGCCCCGCCCCCCUCGGCCGCGGCACGUCUGGCCGCCUCGGCCGCCUUUGCAGCCAACUCCUCGGCCGCCUUGGCCUUGGCUAUGGCCAUGAUUGAACGGCGAUCCAUAACAAAAUCUACACAAAGGAAAAUGAACAGAUUAGCAAGGCAAAAGAACAAAAAACAAAGGAAGAAAGCCGGAGAAAGUAUUACCAUCGGCCUCAGCAGGAAUGCCCAAAUCCGGGCCGUCGGCCUCUUCGAAGGUAGUGGUCAUCCUCGGCCAAAGUUGGACAUCGUCCUCCUUGUCUCCAUACACAUAGUACCUGAAGAAGUCGAGGGCGGUCAUCUUAUAUUCGGUGAUGUAGUCUUUCACGUUCCUCGGCCCCCCUUCCAAGAACGCCUCCACCUGAGCGUCCAAGAUCGAACUCCUCGGCGGGUCGUGCAGAUUGAACCUCCCGGUGUGGCCGAGAGAGGGAAACUCAGUGCCAUUCUCACCAAGGGAUACAAAAACGAACUUGCUCUUCCACCCAUGAAUGGACGAAGGCAAGUCCGUGAAGCUCCUCUUCUUCGGCAGCUGUUGGAGAGUAGCAUAGGCCGCACAGUUCUUGUGGCUUCCUCGGCCGAUCUGAUAAAGAUUCAUGAACAGAGCCGUCGUCGGCCUGUAGCCCAACUCCUCACAGCGGAGCAAGAACCCCACCAUCAACGAGUAGCUGUUCGGGGUCAACAAGGCCGGAGGGAGUCCCACCAUGUCCAGAUAUUCGGUGAUGAAGGGAUGAAGGGGAAACCUCAGCCCCUUGGCGAAACUCAUCGGGUAUACUCCGAAGUAUCCCGGUGGCGGAUGGAGUACAUGGUCCGUCGGCCUGGGUGCCCUAACCCUCCCGAACGGCCCCACGUACAUCUGGGCAACUAAGUAGUCAGCCGCGCUGCUCUCCGGCUUGAUCAGGAAAAUAUUUGUGAGAUCCAGGUAGGAGACGCCCGGCCCACUCUUCGGCCUCCUUAUUCUCUUCGGCUUCUCUGCUCCCUUCACGGCAGACACCGGUCUCGGGCACGGAAUAACAGCGGAGGUGGACGCCCCGUCCACCACUCGGGACGCACCUGCGUCCUCACCUUUUGAAGACGAGGCGGACUCCUCGUCCUCAGCUUCGUCGUCCACCUGCUCUCCGGACUUGUAAGGACUUAAACGCUCUAUCUCUUCCUCGAACUCCUCAAGCACCUCAUAGUCGAGGGACCUAGUGGAGGGCUGGUCGUCGUACGGAUAGUAUUCUUCGUCUAAGCUCUUCAUCAUAACAACUAUUACGAGCCUAAGGGGAAUUACUUUGGAUCUAAGGCGUUUUGUCCACUAACACUAGAUCAAGGCUCAGGGAAGCAAAGUAUGCAAAGGAAUUGAAGAACAAGUCAAGAACUAACCUUGAAGAUAUGCAGAACUCGAAGAACACCUUGAAGACUCUCUCUCUCUAGAAAUUCGGGCAGCACCUCGAUAUCUCAAGAAUGCAAGUAAGGAACCGAAUCGGAGGAGGGGGGUAUUUAUAGACAAUCUCCAACGGUCACUACACGUGGCACCAUAUCAAUGGCCACCUCAGCGGUCACCUUCCCAGCAGCCGAUGAGGUGCCACCCCUUCAGAAAUGGGCCAGUCUCGUGAGCCAACCUACCGGCGGAGUAAAAGCCUACGGAUCACACGGACAACGAGCGCCCACAACGGCCUAUACAUUUGCCGGCUUCACAAGUGCCAGCUAGCACCCACAACGGCCUAUAUACUUGCCAAGUUCACAAAUGCCAACAAUAAGGAGAUGACAACGGCCAGGAACGUCAUGAACGCCCGUGACGGCCACAGAACCAAAGGAACAAAGAACCCGCACCCAUCGGCUCUCCGUAACGACCUUUGAUGAUAACUCUUUACAAGCGAUCUGCGCGCAAGGGUUAUCCCAUAGGGUUACCUUGGCCAGAAAAUCGCCAUAAGGGUUGGAUCCAGGGGCACUACGGAGAGGCCGCUUCGGCCAGGGACUCAAGCAACUCCUUCACCCCUCACACCCUUCGGCCUGAAGCAGUGGGGGACUGGGGGACUACAUCGGCCUCAACAAAACAAAAAGGAAAAAUGCAAACACAAAUAUAACCACAAAGCAUGGCCACAUCGCCCAUGUAUCACACGGCGCCUCGUCGGCCAAAGGCACAUAACGUCAUCAGCAACGGCCAACUGGCCACCUAAGGCAAGGACAUUCAUCGUCCCCCGCCAACAGUAAACCAUAAUGGGCUCUUCGGCUAGGGACACGAAAGCCAAUCAGCGACCGCCAAAAGGAGUGCGCAAGCACCCUUACCGGCCACCCAAAGGAAAGGACACCAUCGUCCUCGAAGCAAGGUUCAACCUCAACAGUCUCAUCGGCCCAAAUGUAAAUCUCAACCACCAACGUCCAAGAAAGGGAAAACGCGCCUUCAACGGCCACCAUCGAAGCAGGACACUCAUCGUCCCCAAACGAACACACCAAGGAAACAACGGCCUCCCCGUCCACAGCGAGGAGCAGGUGACGGCCAAGCACAGAACAAGGUCACCAAAAGGGAAACAGCGCCAACGCCGCAACAGCUGACGGCUUGGGAGUGCCCGCAUCGGCCAAAAGCACCAAAGCACGGGAAUCUACUCUCCUUCACUUCGUCUACGUCUCAGCUUAGAGAGUGGGGGACUCCUGAUGGAGUAUAUGGGUCUGAGCCCCCGGACCCACAUACUCAGAAGAACAGAAAGCACAAGACACUGAGUGGUGCCCUCGUCGGCCAAGGGAUCCCCGUCGGCCAGAAAGGUACCAACUCAGAAUAUGGUCCUGAAGCCAAGGAACCCGGGUGCCCUCGUCGGCCGCGCCCUCGUCGGCCGCGCCCUCGUCGGCCACGCCCUCGUCGGCCACGAAGACCUCACAGAACCGGAUUUUACACUUACUCAUUUGUACAGCCCAUUAGUGGCUUUGUAUUCGGCCCAGUAGCGGUCCAGUUGUAGAUGGGCCUCCCAAGCCCAAGGCUUGGGAGCCCAGCCCGUAUUUUCUCUAUAAAUACUCCCCUUGGGAGUAGUUAUAGGGGUUACAAAUUCAUUCUAUUGAAGCAUAUUACUGCAUUUCUCUCUCUAGCUCUCACUUCUCUCUAAAUAUACUCUAUCAAUGACCCUAUCUGAAAACUGACCCAACCACAAGUACCUUUUCCGUACUUUUCCCAAACAAUUUUAAGCUUAUCAAAUCUCAAAGUAAAAAAAAAUAAGAUAAUAAAAUGAAUAUGCACAUUUCAUCGAGUAAGAAUCUUUGUUUACAAAAAAAAAAUUAAAGAAAGAAAAUUUGAUGCAUUUAGAAUAAAGAUUGGGGAAAAUAUUUAUGAGUUUAUAUGAACUUGGAAACUCUUUUUGAUUGAUUGACAAGUUUCUUUGAUUGAGUGUCUUUGUCUAGACAUAAGAACAUGAGGAAAUUUCGGUUUUUAUUAAUAUAUUAUAUUAAGUAUAAUAGAGUUUAUUGAAAUAAAAUUUUAAAACGGUUUGGUCUGGGUACCCGUUUUUUCAAAUUUUAAGAACCAUUUGAUUCCUAUGUUUUUAAGGACCCACCCCGCCCUGAAUUGUUUGGGUUUUCUAAAAUUAGGACCGACCCUAACCCGCUCCUAACAUGUAUUACCCGGCCCGACUCGUGGUUUUUGUACCCGUUUGCCCACCCCUAGCGCACAAUACACGACAUAUGCUUUGCACAAAGCAGUAGCCAUCUCCGGCAUUACUGACGUCGCCGCCAUCUCCGGCACUGCCGCCAUAUCCGUCGUUAUUGGCACCGCCGCCAUCUCAUGUACCACCGCCAUCAACAUCUCAGGCUCUACCGGCAUCGCCGCCCAUUGCCGAUGUGUCAUCCGGUGUCACCGCCACCUAAUCGAACGUCGUCUUCACUCAUCUGCACUUCUAACAUAUUCAACAACACCGGCUGCAACCACUCCAAUCUGAGUUUAGAUCUCUGACCUGGAAAGAAGAGUAAAACAAAUUGCCAUGUCAUCUUACUAUCCUUAUAAAAAUACAAAAGAUGAAGAAUAUUGUCAUGUCAAGGUAAAAAGUAAUAAUACCAUCUUACAAUCCUUAUAAGCAAUAUUUGCCAUUUUUAUAAGGUCACAACUCUGGUACUUAUUUAAAAAUUGGGGUACCGUACCUACCAAUCACUUGAUUGGUCCAAAUCAUUAUAUCAUUUUUAAUUUAGAUUUAAAUAAUUCAACUGCAACAUUCUGAUUGGUCCAUGUGGACAAAUGUAUGGUACAUUUGUCGAGGUAAAAAAUUGCCAUCUUGCUAAAUAUAAUGUCAUAUAAAUGAUAUUAGUUUGAAAUCAAUGUUCAAAUCAUUUGUGAUUACUGGAAAAAAACAUUGUAAUUUUGGAGGGGCUUAAAAUUAAUCAUAAAUAAACUAAUAAAGUUCAAAAUUAUGAGCCCGUUUGGUAACACUGAGAUCGGCUGAAUCGGCUGAUCCUGAUGAAAUUUAUGAAAUUCUGGCUUAAGUGGCUGUAUUGGUUGAUUCUGCUGAUUUAUGGAAAAAAUAAAUUUAAAAUAUAUUUUAUUAAUAGAAUAAAGAAAAAAUUAUAUGUAAAAAUAGCUAAAAUGGUCUUCUAUAGUAACUUCA